Molecule: messenger RNA, 4911 nt
Organism: Anguilla rostrata (American eel)
Lineage: Eukaryota; Metazoa; Chordata; Actinopteri; Anguilliformes; Anguillidae
Product: solute carrier family 41 member 1-like
Exons: 10
Coding region: 2162-3727 (521 amino acids)
Biological process (GO): monoatomic cation transport
Cellular component (GO): plasma membrane
Molecular function (GO): monoatomic cation transmembrane transporter activity
Source: RefSeq, a predicted model, not a curated record
CGUAAUUCCUUGCGCGCGGACACCAGUGAGUGGUUGUUAUCGUGUUCUUUCGUUUACCUGUGUUCCACUUGUGUUCAUAAACGGCGAUAAAUGCAAACUAUUUUCAACGCACUGUAAGUUUAAAAACUGGACUUUGAGUUACGACCACAGAUGUGCUUCCAACCAUCUUUUUUGGCAGUAAGGAGGAGCUACCUGUGGGAGUUGCAUUUCGAUCAAAUUAUAAUUCACACAAAAAAGACAUUCCUUUCUUGCAUUCAGUCGUAGUUAAAGCAGUCCGCACAAUUCACACUUUGAUUCAUGCAUAGUUUACUUUUUUUAAAACAAGUUUGCAGCACGCGGAGACGCUGUGACAACCCUGGGCGCCUUUAUUGACUUCGCACUUUACGGCCAAUCGUUCACACCGACAGGCAAGAAAUUACUGGUGUGGUAGGUUUGUAAUGUUCACGUCAGUGUUCGCCCGCCUCUUUCGUUACUUCCUUUGUGGCAAAAUAAAUUGACAACCAGCAACGGAGGCAAAGUAGUUCAACACCACAGGAUUUGACUGGCCACAGUUAUAUUAUGUGGUUGGUCAUGACGUGUUUUCAGUGAACUGAUUUAUUUCGUGCUCGUGCCUUUUUGGACUCGAAUUCCAGGUAGUUGUUGCGGUACCUGCACCUAUAUGGUGUAGUCACAGAUUGAAUUUCAUUUGUACGAAACGCAGACAUCUUUAGGUUGCUUGACUGAGCAUUGCAUGCGCUACACUGCGCGCAUACGACAACUGGAAUUUUAUGUUUCAUGCGUGUGACGGUCCCGCGCUGUUAUGAUGUUAUCCGCGAGGCAGAUGGGUUGGUUGAUAAAUGCCGUUAAGACAGGGCAAUGUCCGUAACGCAGGAGGACCGUACAAGUGCAGCUGUUUAAACGCGUAUUGUUGAUCUUAUUAUUUUUGUUUUGUUGAUACAUUGCACCGUUGUCUGCUCUCUACUUUGGUGAAUGUUAUUGGCUCGUGGUUAUUGUCAACGUAGUUGUUUUACAUAAGGCUGUUUUAAUGCAAACUUUUCGUGUUACUUUAGUAGUAAGGCUAUUCAUCCGAUGGUCCUUGUGUGAUCGUCGCGCGAUCCUUAUAAAUCGAUUAGGCUAGCCUGCUUGUUUUCGAAUUAUUAUUGUUGAUGAUUGUGAUGUAGGCUACUGACGCGUUUUAAAAAGCAUUCAAAUGAACUCAUUUAUUUUGUAGAAUGAGGAACCAAAGUGGUGACGUUAGAUGACCACACGUCACCAGACCAGCAACUACUGAAGCAUCACGUAAUUUUAUGUUAGGUGUUUUGCCACGUGGAGUGAGGUGAGACGUCAGCUCCCCGUGGAGACUUCUGCAACUCCAAGAACCCCACGGUGCUGUGCUGGUUGCACACCUCGGCGGAUUGCGAGCCAUUCACCUAGGAAACAAUUAUCAAUUUAUAAUAAGAAGAUGAGUUUUUGCUCUGCGUCACAAUCAAGUUGUACUUUUACUAUUGCUUGACCCAGUGUUCCAUCACCGGAACUGCAUGUCUUCUCAACAUGUACGUCACCACAGGAACUUCACAUUCAGACCAGGAAGAGAAGUAGUGUGUGUUUGUAGUAGUGUAUCUCAAAUGAAUAAUGGAAUGGUCUGUGGUUAGACCAAUCGGCGGUUAGAACAAAUUCGGGGAAGUUUCUCAAAAUGUAAGAGAUUCCACCACUGUGUGCAAACUCUGUUCGUACAGUGCGACAGUAACUUGAAAGAAAACACCACGACCAGGAAAUAUUUUGGGAAGUCUCCAUCUCCAGGUCAUUGUGGUGGUGUUUUUCAGCCAUUUAACGGACAGUAAUAACGCGAGCCGUUAAUUUUUCUUUGAGCCUUUGAAAAAUACUUACAUUUGCACUGGAUAAUGAAGGAGGUGAAGUCUGUGUUUCCACCACGCUUAUUCAACAUUUGCAUCUUGUACGGGGAGGAAACGUGGGUUUCGUCUACUUCUUCAGUCGCGAUGGGGGUAAAAUCAUCUUUCGAUUCUGAAUUUAAGGGCAAAUUAUGUUUAAUUUCAAAAUCUUCGUUAUCUAGUUUUAUUUAAUACUAGUUCGGUAAAAAAAUCGCCCUAUGUUUUCAUAUUUAAUUUGUUUCAUUUUUUUAUUUUAAGCAACCCUAUCUGUUUAAGGGAGAAAUUGCACUACUAUGUCUUCUGGUUCAUUAAAAACGAAAACCCAAAGUGACCCCACUGCAUUCCACUUUUCAAAUGGGUCGGUGAACCUAGUCGCACCGGAUAGCCUCGCUGAGCACCCGCGGGGUACCGAGGAUUACGAGCUGACUGUUUUGAACUGCGUCCCUGGGCAAAACGAGUCCCCCGGAGAGGGGUCCGAGCCGGUCUGCGAGUUCAGUGCCAACGACAAGGGCGAGCGUGAGGAUGACGCUCUCCUGGAGCAAGCCCUCCCGGCGCGGGACAGCGACGACUCCGACCGGCAGAACAUUCCGAAGGAGACGACCUUCUCCAUCGGGGUACAGAUUGUGUUUCCGUUCUUGCUUGCCGGCUUCGGCAUGGUAGCCGCCGGCAUGGUUUUGGACAUCGUUCAGCACUGGACGGUGUUUAAGGACGUGACCGAGGUCUUCAUCCUGGUGCCAGCGCUGCUCGGCCUCAAAGGAAACCUGGAGAUGACCCUGGCGUCCAGGCUUUCCACUGCCGCCAACGUCGGACAGAUGGACGCCGGACGCGAUGUGUGGAGGCUGGUGGUGGGGAACCUGUCCCUCAUUCAGGUCCAGGCCACCGUGGUGGGCUUCAUGGCGUCGGUGGCGGCCGUCGUGUUCGGCUGGGUCCCUGAGGGCCACUUCGACAUCCAGCACGCCGUGCUCCUCUGUGCCAGCAGCGUGGCCACGGCGUUCAUCGCCUCCCUGCUGCUCGGUCUCAUCAUGAUCGGGGUGAUUAUCGCCUCUCGGCGGGUGGGCAUUAACCCGGACAACGUGGCCACGCCCAUCGCUGCCAGCCUGGGUGACCUCAUCACGCUGGCCCUGCUGUCGAGCAUCAGCACCGGCCUGUACAGGGAGCUAAAGGACCACGCCUACGUCAACCCGCUGGUGUGCCUGUUCUUCCUGGCGCUGACCCCCCUGUGGGUCCUCCUCGCCCACCGCACCCCGUCCACACGGGAGGUGCUGUACUUCGGGUGGGAGCCGGUCAUCAUCGCCAUGGCAAUCAGCAGUAUCGGGGGACUCAUCCUGGACAAGACCGUGUCCAACCCCAACUUCGCCGGGAUGGCUGUCUUUACCCCCGUCAUCAACGGUGUGGGGGGGAACCUGGUGGCAGUGCAGGCCAGCCGGAUCUCCACCUACCUGCACAUGAGCAACAUCCCCAUGAUGGCCCCCAGUGCCACGGCCCCCCGCUGUCCCAACCCCUGCCACACCUUCUUCAGCCCAGAUGUGAACUCUCGCUCGGCGCGGGUGCUCUUCCUCCUGGUGGUCCCGGGGCACCUGGUCUUCCUCUACACCAUCAGCUCCAUGCAGGCCGGCCACACCACCCUCACCUCCAUCUUCAUCGGCUUCUACAUGGCGGCCGCGCUGCUGCAGGUGCUGCUGCUGCUGUACCUGGCGGACUGGAUGGUGCACUGGAUGUGGAGACGGGGUAUGAACCCCGACAACUUCUCCAUCCCGUACCUGACGGCGCUGGGGGACCUGCUGGGGACCGGCUUCCUGGCGCUCUGCUUCCACGUCCUGUGGCUGAUCGGGGACCGAGACGCCGACGUGGGCGACUGAGCCCCCCCCUCUCCCACCCCCCCCCCACCCUCAAUUUGAGCUGGACUCUUACUCUUUAUGAUACCUCUGAGAUUGCCCAGGCCAGAGUUCUCAUUAACAUGGUUUUGGGGGGGAGGUUGCAGAAAGUUUACUUUUUAGGGUCUUUUUUUUGGGGGGGGGGGGAGAGGGGCGUCCUCCGCCCCUGCAGUCAUGGUUACCUCAGGCCGUAGUGGAGGCUCAGAUCACGUGCAGGUGCAUCUGCAAAGAUGUGCGGAACAUGAAAAAUCACCAAGUGCUGAGCCUUUACAGCGUUUAUGAGCGUGCGUAGGCUGGUCAUACUUCCUGUGUAACGGUGUUUCACCCUGCAAAGGAAAUCCCCCCCAGUUUCGUGCCUUGUACUUUUUUAUUUUUUAUUAUUAUUAUUAUUAUUAUUUUUUUAAAGCCUUUAACACAGGCUGGUUGGCAUUAAAAACAAAAAGAACUGAACUCUUUCUGGCCUACACUGGACCAGCUGAGGCUGCUCGGGGGUAUAGGGGUACUUUGGGGGGGAAUUGAAUGCCCCUCUUGCCCCCCGCGUCCUAUGUUUUUACCACUGUCACUCAAACAAGACACGCGAGGCCACACCCCCAGCCUCUUUGUUUCCGUGUCAGGACAUUAGUUAUUACACGUGAAGAGCCUUAAAUGAUGGUAUUUCACUGAUGAUUUAUUAUUAUUUUUUUAAUGAUUGUUGGCCUAAACAUUUGAAUUGUGAAUCGUGCGUGCGAGCUCGCGCAACUUUAUCUUAAACGUGAACGCGUUUAACGUCUCUUAACGGCGCAGGCGAAACUGGAGGUAGGCAACGGGCCCGUAAUAUUAAACUGGUGAAUGUCAGACUGUAAACGGGUAGCCAUAUAUCCAUUUACACAGGCUAAUCUGUCAGUGCGGGUAUGUGGAAGUGCAGCUUAACGGCCACAAGAGGGCGCUUUUGACACAGGAUUACGGUAGUUGUUCUUAAAAGCCUUGCAACAAAUAACAACAAAUAGCAAUCUUUGUGUGCCUAAACUGGUGCCUGAAGUUUAUUAUAAUUGUGUUGUCAAUAUGUAUUUAAAGGGAAAGGUGGGGUGUUUUAAUUUAUUUUGUAAAACUAUAAAAGUAAAAUUAUAAAAUUCUAUACAGUACAUACAUAUCUGUUUAUUCUAUUAAGAAUAAAGUGUUUAUUUUACAUA